UCAUCCUCGGCCAUCAAUCGCUCCACUGGUCGCUUCUCCUCCCUUGCCUACACUCGCUAUUCCUCUCUCGCUAGUUAUCGACUAUCCCUCGCUGAUCUCAUCGUCCCUAUCCAUCGGCAAGAUCUGCGUGUUCCGACGUCGUUGUUUGUUCGAACUCUCCGACCGCUCGUUCCUUCAGGCUUCUCACGCAAAAAAAAAAAAAAACAAAAAAACAAAACGAUCGCGAACACAACCACGAUGAGUUUGAGGAGGGUCUGCUGAAAUCGAGCCUUAUCAAUAGUGUUAGCAGAAGGCUAUAUGAUCGACUUCGGACGGUGUAGGGCAUUGUCUCAUCACCAUGGAGGCUGCAGCGCAUAUCACCCCCCGCCAGAUCUGGGCGCAGCCGACGACGACGACCUCCAAGACUUACUCGACUGGCUGUACACCAAUUGUUCUUCCUACCCAUGCACGCGUCUAUUUGAACCGUUCCUACAUCAUCACCCUGUCCGAGAAUGCCAUCUAUGAGCCCAUCUGUACCGGUCAGGUCAGUCUGAGUCAUGCCUCGGCCGUGCUCGAUACCCGCGACCCCUUCUACUCGUCGGUCACGCCGCAGCUGUACACGAUCGGGUGCGCGACGGUGAUCAGCUACCUGCUGGUGAUCAUCCUGCUCAUCACCCCGCGGACCUUCUAUGUCGGUGGGCCGGGCGGAGGGGCGAAUUUCCUCGGCCGUCGCGGCAUGAUGAGCGGGUCGUAUAGCGGUAACUCGUCCGUCGUGGGCGUCGGCGGCCGCCCGUGGCUGCAGAAGGUCGCCGCCAUCAUGGUCGCCAUCUCACUCACCAUCGCCUCGGUGGAUUCGUUCCGCGUCGCGGAGAGACAGUACAACUACGGAUACUCGGACGCCGAGGCGCUGACCGAGGAGGUCACCGACGGCAUGGAGAGCCGCAUUGUCCUGGUCAUCUCGAGCACGUUUUUGUGGCUGGCCCAGGUGCAGACCCUGAUCCGCCUGUUCCCGCGCCACAAGGAAAAGGUCAUGAUCAAAUGGGCGGGCUUCGCCCUCAUCGUCCUCGACACCAUCUUUAGCUCACUGAACAAUUUCCUGCUCAAAAGCGACACCACCCGCCCCAGGCUAUACGACGAUGCGAUCCCGGCGCUCAGCUACCUCUUCGAGCUGGCCCUGAACCUGCUCUACGCCGCCUGGGUCAUCUUCUACUCCCUGUCCAAACAUCGCUUCGCCUUCUUCCAUCCCAAGAUGCGGAACAUCUGUCUGGUCGCCCUGCUUUCCCUGUGUGCCAUCUUCAUCCCCGUCGUCUUCUUCGUCCUCGACAUCUCCCAGCCCUCCGUCGCCGGCUGGGGUACCUACGUCCGAUGGGUCGGCUCCGCCGCCGCCAGCGUUGUCGUGUGGGAGUGGGUCGAGCGUAUCGAGGCUCUGGAACGCGACGAACGCAAGGACGGCAUUCUCGGCCGCGAGGUCUUCGAUGGCGAUGAAAUGCUCGAGGUCACCCCCUCGGAGGAGGUCGACUGGCCACGCCAGCAGCAACCCUUGAACGGCGGUCCGAAACGUGGGCCCGGCUCCGGUCCUGGCACCUCCUCCGGCUGGGGGAACAUCAUCGGCCUCGCUCAUCGGCCCCUGCGGACCCGCCGGGGUGGUAGCGGCGUUGGCGGCGUUGGCGGUGUCAUGCGAAGGCACAGAACAAUGCUAGCAGACCGUCGCAACCAUCUGGCCCUCGGUAGAGCCAUGGCACGCCAGACGCCACCCCCACCGACGGUCACGCCCAUCAGUCGAGUCGAGACGACCAGUGCGGCUAGCACGGUCUACCAGGUGCGCCAUCACACUCUAUCUAGUCCGUCGCCGCCGGUUCCAAUGCCACAAAUGGAGGAGGAGCAGCGAGCAAUGAGUGGUGAGGAAGAUCCCAAGGAAGGAUUGGCCGCGGUCGAAGAGGCUCCGGCCGACAAUCCCUCCGACGACCUCAUUGUAGCUAUACAACAACAACAACAACAACAACAACAACAGCUGCUGCUGCAGCAGAUUGUUCCAGACCGCACAUCACCUCUCCAUACAAGUAUCAUACACACGCAAAAGCCUCGCUGGCGGUCCAUGCUUGCCCACUUCCGCCGCCGCCGCACCUCGUUGCCCCGCGAGGUGGCGUCAGCGCAGGUCGAAGGCGACCAAUUGUCAUGCCUGUCUUUCAAGGAGGUCGACGAUUCCGACGGAGAGGAUGAGACUUCCUCCUCCCCCGCGCUGGUGACGGAUCGACCGUCGCGGACCGAGCAUCUCCCGACGUUCCAACUCGGGCGACGUCCCGGAUGGGGACGACCGAGCGGCGGCGAUGCCUCACUGCCCGUGACGAUCAUUCCCGCGCGACGGCAGGGCCAACAACAAGCCUGGUCGCCCCAGCUGUUUGACGGGCCGGGGCUACGUGAUGACCCGUCACCCAACAGCCGGCGUCGGCCCGACAGCGCGUCCAGCGACCCUUCCAACGACUGUUCCGCCGCGCACCCCCAUCUCCCUGUCCGGGUCAUCCCCGCGCAAUCAUCCCAGACGGCAGUCCCCUGGACGGUUCCCGGCGGUGGUGAGACGCUCGAGUCUCCCGACAGUCCUGGCCACCUUGCUGGCCAACAGCUCCGGUACGAUCCCGAGACCGCUGCGCUGGUAGGACCUGGCCUGGAGGCUCGGCCUGACCAGCAGGAUACCCAGGCCGGCACCACGUCUUCUUGAUCACCGGCAUCUUUUCUCUCUCUCUCUCCCUCUCAAUUUCCAUUCACUCUCUUUUUUUUCUGUCGAGCGUGGAGUCCUGGCGGUAUUCUUGGAGAAGGGUUGCGAUUUCUUGGUCUAUAGGACUGCCAUACAUUUAUAAUGUCAUUGGACAUUUCUGUGCAUUUUUUGGAUAUCUUGAAAUAUUUUUUUUGGACAUUUUUGGACAUUUUCUUUGGCGGUUUUU
Penicilliopsis zonata CBS 506.65 is the source of this 2918-nucleotide messenger RNA. RefSeq lists its product as hypothetical. Gene Ontology annotation, cellular component: plasma membrane. Lineage: Eukaryota; Fungi; Ascomycota; Eurotiomycetes; Eurotiales; Aspergillaceae. Bases 338 to 2695 code for a protein of 785 amino acids. Gene Ontology annotation, biological process: cellular response to pH. The transcript is spliced from 2 exons. The record is from RefSeq and is a predicted model, not a curated record.